GGCGGGAGGGGCUCGGCUGUCUUUCUCUCUCUCUCUCUCUGUGGUGCUGGGAGCCGCUUUGAUUCCGCUGGAGAAGGUGAGUCUGGAGCCGCUACUGCACAGGAGCCGAGGUGAGGCCUAGGAGAAGAGAAGCAGAUAAGGAAACGUGCAGAGAAAGGAGGACAAUCAAAAUGCAAGCUCCACUAGCUCUUAUGGCUUCACCAGCCCUGUUGCGCUGCUGUUCUCGAGCUCUAACAAGGCCAGCUUCCCUUUCUAUAUUGAGCAGGCCAGAAAUUCAAACUGUGCAGCCCUUUGGCAUUUCCAAUAAUCAGCUGGUUCAUCGGGAAUUCCAAACCAGUGCGGUCUCCCGUGACAUUGAUACUGCUGCUAAAUUCAUUGGUGCUGGUGCUGCUACUGUGGGAGUAGCUGGCUCAGGAGCAGGAAUUGGGACAGUAUUUGGCAGUUUAAUCAUCGGCUAUGCCAGGAACCCAUCCCUCAAGCAGCAGUUGUUUUCUUAUGCUAUCCUGGGCUUUGCCCUCUCAGAGGCCAUGGGGCUCUUCUGUUUGAUGGUGGCAUUUCUCAUCUUGUUCGCCAUGUGAAAUCCUUGGAACUAUGCUGCAGCUGCUGUCUGUCUGUGUCCUCACCGGUUUGAACUUGCCUCCCUUUGCCAGGGUGUUCCAAACUUUCUCUAAAUAAAUAAGAUUAAAGUUU
Anolis carolinensis (green anole) is the source of this 690-nucleotide messenger RNA. RefSeq names its product ATP synthase membrane subunit c locus 1 (gene atp5mc1). Lineage: Eukaryota; Metazoa; Chordata; Lepidosauria; Squamata; Anolidae. Gene Ontology annotation, molecular function: proton transmembrane transporter activity. The transcript has 5 exons. The record is from RefSeq and is a predicted model, not a curated record. The coding region runs from base 171 to 578 and encodes 135 amino acids. Gene Ontology annotation, biological process: proton motive force-driven ATP synthesis; proton transmembrane transport.